Messenger RNA from Bursaphelenchus okinawaensis, 2243 nucleotides. NCBI's taxonomy places the organism in Eukaryota, Metazoa, Nematoda, Chromadorea, Rhabditida, Aphelenchoididae. The record is from the annotation of a GenBank genome assembly.
AUGCGUGGUGACACUAUCUACUACGUGAUUUGGCAGAUCUUUUGGUUGGUGUCCUAUAGUCAAAGGUAAAAUACGCCUUGCUUAACCAAUAUUGGGUAAACGCAUUUUUUUAAUUUUUGAGUUGUACUUUUUUAUUAAACACAAUCUUAAGAUAAGUACGUGUAACAUUGUCCACGUCCUGUAAUAGUACGUUAGGCUAAUAUGUAUAGUAACAUAUAGUAAUAUAUUAAUAAUAAAUUUAACAAACUAUUAUAGUAAAUAAUAUAGUAACUUCAACUAUUUUCAGUCUAACCUCAGAAGAACGUACGGAAUUAGCACGCAAGUUCAAGUACUAUCAUGCAUCAGUUAGGCCGAACGACCGGUUUAAUCUGGUCGAAACUGUGAAUGGUACUUUUUUUGGUCUGCAUGCUGAAAUAGCACUAGUCUCUACCAAACCCUCAAAAUCUUUCUAUGAUCUCGAAAUGUUGCUGGCUUUACAUUACAGCGACGAGCGACUAAACAUACGUGAAAUUAGUGGAAGUAUCAUUUUGCCUCAGGAAUUUACAGCAUGGACACCAGAAAUACAGUACGAACCAGAGAUUAGUAAUACUAAAAGAUUGUACUUGGACCCUCGUACUGGACAGAUCAACUUUGCGGUGCGGUAAGAUACGAAUCUGAUUGUUUGGGCUUUAGGAAGUUGAACUUUUUUAAAAUUCGAGUUUUUUUAAUUGAAAUUUAGAUUUUUUUUAUUUAAAAGUGACACUUCUAAUGUUUUUUCAGCCUAAAAUCGAGUAUAAGUUGUGAAACUCAGGAAUGGACCACACCUUUCAACACCUAUUACUGUGUCACACAUAUAAAUACUGAGCCAGGUAGGUAUUUCAUACCUUUUAUCAAUAUUAUCUAAAGUAUAGUAAUAUAAUCUUAAGUUUUCUACAAUAAUAUCGCAACCCUAAUAGUUAAAAUUAUUUAUCUUAAUAAUAUAGUAAGAUAUGUUAGUCAUACCAUCCAUUUUACAGACCAACGUAUCUUCGUCCGACUAACCAGGGACUUGCGACCUGAUUCAGAAGUGAGUAAGAUGUAUUGUCACAUCGACGAAUGGCCUGGUUUUACAUUGACAUGUAAGAUGAAGGCGGAAUGGUUAGCGGUGAUAGCUCGCAGUUACUUUCCAUCAUUUUUGGUAUUCGCGACAGUCGUCUUUUCACAAUGGAAACGAAGAAAAGUCCAAAUUGUAUUGGCACUUGGGGGCAUCGUUUGUGUUCUACUUUUGGUAAGGGUUUUAUACAGUGUUGUUGAUACUUCUCAUAGUGAAAACAGUAGUCAAUAGCAGUUAAAGAAUCAUUCGUUAUGCAAUUACGAAUGAGUUUUUACUUGAAAACUUUACAUUGUAGUACUAAUAAGACAAAGGCCUUUGUCUUAUUAGUACUGCGAAUGUAUUCAACUCUGAAUAAAUUGUUCAAAACUUUGUUAAUUUAAAAGCAUUUUUAAGCAAAACACCCGCCCAGCCAGUGACACCUUUACCCUUUAUGACCUAUGGUUCGUCGGCACCUUCCUCCAUCUGAUUUCCGUCCUCUUAAUUGAUCUCAUACUCCCAACACGUCGCAUAGUAAAAACCACGUAUUCUACUGAGAAAGUCGAUUCACAAAAGACUUUGAAUCGAAACCCAUCUAAAGGCACGUUAGUGGCAGCUUAUACAACUACUACCAAAGAUGCACAACGCCUUUACCGACCACCAAUCGGCAGUAGGAGUUGGGAAGAAAGAAUUGGAUUUAUCGACCAAAACAGGGUCAAUUCUUUUGAGUACGAGUUGGCUGAGGAAGAGAAUGGUAAGAUUUUGUAAUAUUGUUUAAACUAUUAAAUAACGUCGUAUAUAUGCAUAGAAAUAUGUAUACGACCUAAUAUAGAAGAGUUUGCUGUAAAAAAUUUUUACAUAUAAGACUAUAAAAUCUUCAGUAGAAGACGAAGAGGAUGAAGAAAACAUGAGGACCACUUAUGUUCAUGUAGAAACCGUACCAGCUACUCCAGCAACCAGACCUAGAAACUUUUCCACCAUGUCAACAUCGUAUCAUCACUCACCGUCGCCAAUGAUGAAGCGAUCGCAAAUGAUGAGUUCGUCGAUGAAUUCAUCAAUAAAACCUCAGGAAAAGCGUACUGUAACUCGAAUGGGAUUAGGAAAAAAGAAAAAACUGUGUUUACUAUGCAUCGUUAUAUCGUAUACUGUCUUCUUCUGUGCCUACUUUUGUCUUGUUCUCUUUGUUUUGGGGUGA